Molecule: messenger RNA, 421 nt
Organism: Aphanomyces invadans
Lineage: Eukaryota; Oomycota; Saprolegniomycetes; Saprolegniales; Verrucalvaceae
Exons: 2
Coding region: 16-375 (119 amino acids)
Source: RefSeq, a predicted model, not a curated record
GUUGACCUUUCGGCGAUGAAGCAUCUUGUCAAGGUGGAGGAGAAGGCGGGGUUGACGGCGAACCUUCCGGCCGACGUGGAGGCCCAAAAGCCGAUUUACAUCGAGGACAAGUGGAGCUGGAGUAGCUACCUCCACGACCCGCUCGCUCGCAAGCGGAUCGUGUUGGGCGGGAUCGGAUGUUCGCUGCUGCUGCUGUCGUUUUACUUUGGGUACAAGGCUGGUACGACUGCUCCAGGCAUUCAAACACUGAGCACUCCCAACGAUUUGGUCCCCGCACUCGACGACCGCGCGAUCGAGUCGACCGUCGUGCGAGUAAAAAUGCCCCACAUCCACAACGAGUUGACGCGCCACGACGACGGCAGCGACCCAAACUAAACUUCCUAGUGUGAAUCCCACGUUUAUCUUGUCGACUUUAUCCAAA